Molecule: messenger RNA, 1720 nt
Organism: Carcharodon carcharias (great white shark)
Lineage: Eukaryota; Metazoa; Chordata; Chondrichthyes; Lamniformes; Lamnidae
Product: claudin domain-containing protein 1-like
Exons: 5
Coding region: 107-874 (255 amino acids)
Cellular component (GO): membrane
Source: RefSeq, a predicted model, not a curated record
UCAGGAGUCGCCGGAAGUGGCCCGCGCCGGACCGGAAGCGGCGGUGGUGGUAGAACGCUGGAAUCUGCACUCAUUGCGGGUUGGCAUAAGUUGAAGCGCUGGUGUGAUGGUGGACAACCGUUUUGCCACGGCGUUGGUAAUUGGCAGUGUCCUGGCCCUGAUCUCGGCAGUGUACAUUGCUGCUGCCAUUGGCACUGAUCACUGGUAUGAGUACCGGAGCCUCUCCGAGCCGAAUGAUACUUACCUGCACUCCAUUGCUCCGGCCAGCGAGGAAUUUAAGACUGAGGACGUUGACGAGUACAUGUACUCACGGGCUCUCUACAGACACAAUGGCACCAUUGGCCUCUGGAGAAGAUGUAUUCGCGUCUCCCAUGAAGGGCACUGGUUCAAACCCCCACCACAAGAUGGGGAACAGGGUGCACUGUGUGUCAGCUUCUCUCUAAAAGACCAGUUCACACCCAAGUACACGCAGAUCGGAAACCACAACAGCGGGAUUGAUUAUGUGAGAACCUACCUGAGCCGCUGUCAGAUCCUGCUUCCAUUCAUCAGCCUGGGGCUGAUGUGUUUCGGGGCGCUGAUCGGACUGUGUGCAUGCUCCUGUCACACCCUCUAUCCAGCCAUUGGCACUGGAGUUCUACAUCUCCUUGCAGGAGCCUGCACACUUGGUACCGUGGCCUGUUUUGCCGCCAACGUUGAGCUCCUCCAUGUCAAGACUCGGGUCCCGGAGCUGUCUCCGAACGGAGACUAUGGCUGGUCUUUCUGCCUGGCCUGCGUUUCAGCCCCUCUGCAGCUCAUGGCUGCUGCCCUCUUUAUCUGGGCAGCCCGAACCGAUCGGACAGAAUACAGCAGAAUGAAGAUGUACCGUGUAGCGUAGCUACGAUCUCUCGUGUAGCUACGAGCUCACUCUGCCGCUGACCUAUAUGGACAUGCACGUAAAUCAUGUUUGGAAAUUUCAUUGCUGUAAAGGAGCUGGUUCCUGAUCCUUCCCUCCACACUAUUCAAUCAUGAAGGCCACGUCCCAAACUAUUCCCAUCGUUCCUGCCUCAUGCCCAAUCACAGUUCCCAGAGCUCUCUCUCUUUCACUUUCCACCCCUCCCACACGCAACAUUGGUGAAGAAUUCCCCAUCUCUAGAGCACCUCUCGCAACCAUAGGAUGUCCCAAAGCACUUUACAGCCAAUGAAGUCCUUAUUUUGAACAGUGUUCGCUGUUAUACCGGAAAUGUGGCAGCUAAUCAGUGCAUAGCAAACUCCCACAAACAGCAAUGUGAUAAUGAGCAGAUUAUCUGCCACUUUAAUGAUGGUGUUUCAGGGUUGAAUAGUGGUCCCCAGGGAGUUCUCCCCACUUCUGUUCUUCAGUAGUGGAUGCAGGGCUUCCCCUGUCCACUUGAGAGGGCUGAUGGUUCUCUCCCCCCCUCCCCUCCCCAUGUUUACGGCGUCAUCCUGCCAGACACUGUAGUGCUGUAUCACUCCUGUCCCUGAAACAGUGCAGCUCUCACCCUCAGUACUGACCUUCUGACAGUGCACCACUCGCUCUCUCUCGGUACUGAGCCUCUCACCGUGCAGCGCUGCCUCAGCAAUGAACCACCAACUGUACAGUUGUCCCUCAGUACUGAUCCUCCGCCUGUGCAGCGUUUUCUCAGUACUGACCCUCUGCCUGUGCAGCGUUCCUUCAGGACUGACCCUCCACCUGUGCAGUGUUCCCUCAGUACUGACCCUCUGC